AUGGUGGUAGCGCACUCCAUGCACCUCCCCUCUCCCAACCACUCCCUCACCCUAAAAACAAAAAUGUCUUACGAAGGAGGUUACAACAACCAAAACGGUGACAGUUACCGCGGCGGUGGAGGCUACGGUGGCCGCAGCUAUUCUCGCGACGGCGACGGUGGAUACCGUGGCCGUGGUGAUAGAUAUGGCGGUCGUGACCGUGGUGGAUACCGCGGUGGUAACGAUCGUAACAACGACCGUUUUUACAACGGCGGUAGCUCCUUCGGUGGCGGUGCCCUGAACGAGAAGCCCAACUGGAGCGAGGAAACCUUGACUCCUUUCCAAAAGGAUUUUUACAAGGAACACGAAAAUGUUCGUCUCAAGUCUGAUGCUGAGAUUGAGCAAUUCAGAAAAGAAAAGGAGAUGGUGGUCAUUGGUGAGAAUGUUCCCCGUCCUAUCUCCACCUUCGAGGAAGCCGGCUUCCCCAACUAUGUAUUGAAGGAGGUCCAGGCACUCGGUUUCGAGUCUCCUACUCCCAUUCAGCAACAGGCUUGGCCCAUGGCUAUGUCUGGUCGUGAUAUGGUCGGUAUUUCUGCCACUGGUUCCGGUAAGACGCUUUCUUACUGUCUUCCCGCAAUUGUUCAUAUCAACGCUCAACCCCUUUUGGCUCCCGGUGACGGACCUAUUGUUUUGGUUCUCGCUCCCACCCGUGAGCUUGCCGUUCAAAUUCAACAAGAGUGCACUAAGUUUGGUCACACUUCACGUAUUCGCAACACUUGUGUUUACGGUGGUGUUCCCCGUGGUCCUCAAAUCCGUGAUUUGGCUCGUGGAGUAGAGAUUUGUAUCGCUACCCCUGGCCGUUUGUUGGACAUGUUGGACUCUGGCAAGACCAACCUUCGUCGUGUCACCUACUUGGUUUUGGACGAGGCUGACCGCAUGCUGGACAUGGGUUUCGAGCCUCAAAUCCGUAAAAUUGUCGAUCAGAUUCGUCCUGAUCGUCAAACUGUUAUGUUCUCUGCCACUUGGCCCAAGGAGGUCCAACGUCUGGCUCGCGACUAUCUGAAGGACUAUAUUCAAGUUACUGUAGGUUCCUUGGAUCUUGCCGCUUCUCACAACAUCACGCAAAUCGUUGAGGUUGUUGAUCCCGCUGACAAGCGCGCUCGCCUCUCUAAGGAUUUGGAAAAGGCCAUGGAAGACAAGGAGUCUAAGGUCCUUGUUUUCACUGGCACCAAGCGUGUUGCUGACGAGAUCACUCGUUUCUUGCGUCAAGAUGGUUGGCCCGCUCUUGCCAUUCACGGUGACAAGGCUCAAGACGAGCGUGAUUGGGUGUUGAACGAGUUCCGUACUGGAAAGUCCCCUAUUAUGGUUGCUACCGAUGUGGCUUCUCGAGGAAUUGAUGUUAAGGGUAUCACUCACGUCUUCAACUUCGACUUUCCCGGCAACACCGAGGACUACGUCCAUCGUAUUGGUCGUACUGGUCGUGCCGGUGCUAAGGGUACUGCUUACACUUACUUCACCCAGGAGAACUCUAAGCAAGCUCGUGACCUCAUUGGUAUUCUUCGUGAAGCCAAGCAAAACAUUGACCCCAAGUUGGAGGAAAUGGCUCGUUACUCUGGUGGCGGUGGUAACCGCCGUUGGGGUGGACGCGGCCGUGGCCGUGGUGGUUAUGGUCGUGGCGGCGGCGGAUACGGCGGCCGCGGCUACACUGGCAGCAACAAUGCUCCUCUCGGCCGUUCGAGAUGGUAG
Molecule: messenger RNA, 1725 nt
Organism: Schizosaccharomyces japonicus yFS275
Lineage: Eukaryota; Fungi; Ascomycota; Schizosaccharomycetes; Schizosaccharomycetales; Schizosaccharomycetaceae
Product: ATP-dependent RNA helicase Dbp2
Exons: 2
Coding region: 1-1725 (574 amino acids)
Biological process (GO): nuclear polyadenylation-dependent mRNA catabolic process; termination of RNA polymerase II transcription; rRNA processing
Cellular component (GO): nucleus
Molecular function (GO): RNA helicase activity; hydrolase activity; nucleic acid binding
Source: RefSeq, a predicted model, not a curated record